UUGUCUAUAAAAAGCAGGCAGUACUUCAGAUACUCAUGCGAGGAUCCUGAAAACCAAAAGGAAAAAUAAGUAGGGAACACACAUCGGAUGCCUGGCACACGUCGAGUUCAACCACAGCUUUUUACCACCUCUGCAUUUGGCUACAGAUCAAACAACUUGCAGAUACCACCCGUCUGCCUCCCAGCACAAUGAUGCUCCUGCCUUGUAUCUCAGUAAAGAGUAGUCUGAGCACUGUAUGGACACAAAUCCUAGCUAGAGGGGGACUGGGGAACUUGGACUAGGAGUAGCAGACACCCAAAGACCACCUAGCCCAAAGAGAAGUCAAAAGAGAGGCAAAAGAAUAAGGGAGCUGAAGCUUAAGCUGUUCACGCAGGACUUGAGUGAGGCUGGGAGAAAUGACAGAAUAGGACAGAGCUUUGCUAUGGCAGUGGGAGGAAAAGGGAUGGUUGUUGGCCCUUGGUAAUGAUCAAGAACACCAUAAUGGGGAUCUGUAGUGAGAUAAUGUGAAUAAUAUGGGGAAAAAGGCAGGAAACCCUCCUUGACAGAACAGGUAGUAGCAGAGGGUGGAAAGUUGUGACUAGAGCUGCUGGCAUAAUUGCAGAAGAAGGGGAUAGUAUGGGAGAAGGAGGACACAGAGAAUUCUGAGAGGAUGGAGGAUGAUGACUGACUUCCUGAAAUGAAGGUGUGGAACUAUGGCACAGGUUUUGACCUGUUGAAGGAAUGCAAGGAGUCAUUGCAGGUGCAAUGGUAAACUCAGCUCUGCAAAAGCAGCAAGUCUUAAAACACCCCCUCUGCUAUCUCAAUUUUCAUAUUAUAGUUUCCAAAAGUAAAAAAAAAUAUUUUCUCAGAAAAUGCCAUUUCCUCCUAGUAUAUGUGCUGUCCUCUACUUCAAGCCUUAUAGCAUUUGUAAGGAUUCAGAUGUGAAAGCACACACAAAAAGAUGAGAUGAUGAAAUAUAGGGCGACUUUCAGAUAACUGGGAUAGGGGCCCCGGGGGGGCUGUUUCGGUCAUGCUUUUCAGAUUGACACAUCAAAAUUAUCUGUCUACCACACUGGCUGCAGGUGUAUGGUAUACCAGGCAGCAGCUGCUCCUCCUCACACACACAUUUUGGAGUAUUAAUUCUUAUUUGGUGUACUUUACUGCACAGUCCCUUUAAUGUUAUAAUGAACUACUUCCUUGGUCUGCGUCCCUUAGACUUCUAGUCAACAGGAGACUCCUAGUUUUUGGCCUGCUGGGUCAGAGUGGGACAGCACUGAGUGUAAUUCACAGAGUCACAGAAUGAGUUAGUUUGGACGGGACCACAGUGGGUCAUCUGGUCCAUCUUCCUUCUUUUAGCAGGGUCCUCCCAGAGUGCAUUGUGCAGGAUUGCAUUCAGGUGGUUCUUGAGUAUCUCCAGUGAGGGAAACUCCACAACCUCUCUGGGCAGCCUUUUCCAGCUGACAGUCUGUACAGUGCAGUUUACCUGCACAGUAAAGUUCUUCCCCAUUUUCAGGUGGACCUUUCUGUACAUCAGCUUCUGCCUCUUCAUCCUAGUAGUUGGCACCACUGAGAAAAGCCUCGUUGCAUCUUCUUUGGGACCCCCACUUUAGAUAUUUAUACACAUUAAUGAGGUGAAUUAAUGGGGUUUCUAUAUGGUUCUAGCUGGCUGUAACACAUAGGAGAGAUAGCAAUGAGACUUUUAACAGUAUUGUCGUAGAAACACCUUUUAAGAUCUGGUGAUGUCUCUGCAAUAGGUUGUGGAUGCACACAAUGCUUGAGGGAAGACUACUAGAGACAGAGAGCUGCAUUGUUUUGGGGUGGGAGUUGACUCGGAGCACUCAGGGCUGAAGCAGGGCACCACCACUGCAUGGCUGGUGUGAGCAGCGCGGGUCGGCAGACCCCGACCCAAGGUGGCCAUUUGUGAGCCUCCGUGCCGGGGCUAUGGCCGGCUGUCGCAGGGUUGACCCCGCAGCCACUGCCCCCCGUUUAGAGUGGCGAAAGGCGGCUGCUGGCAGCGGCCCGGGGGCGAGGGCCCCACGGCCACCUCCGCGGUGAAUCGAGCCCCAGUGCGGGGAUGGCCUCGGCCAGUCCCGGCGGGCGGGCAGCUCCUCCCCACUGCCUGCCAGAGCGGGCAGGCAGCCACUGCUCCCCCGGCCCGGCGCCUCCUUAACCCGGGGAGGCGGGGGCGGCCGCGGCCGGGGGGAGCCGGGGGAGGCGGAGCGGCGGCCGGGGAGGAGCCGGGGCCUGCAGUAGAGCCGCAGCCCGGAGCAGCAGCCGCGGGAGCGGCGGGGCCUGGAGAGAGUCAGCGCCGCCCGGGCCGGGCCCCCCACACCGGAGCCCGGGGAGCCCCCCGGGGACGAAGCCGCGGCCCGGCGGAAGGCGGCGGAGGCGCCGCGCAGCCCCGCGCAGGCCCGUGAGCCGCCGCGGCCUCCCGUGGUAGCCGAGCCCGGGCAGGAGGAGCUGGGGCCUGGGGGGAAGCCAGGGACAGCGGCCGGGGUGGGGGGACACCCCCGUAGCCUGCCGGGGUGGGGAAGAGACCCUGCCCGCCGCCCCCCGCCCCGUCCGCAGCCCCGUUAGGCAGCCCCGCGCCCGGUGUGGGGACACCCCGGCGCCCCCCCCGCCAGGCCCCUUCCCCGCAGCUGGUGAGGGAGCUUAACACUUGCCCCCUUCCCCACUAACGAGCCAAGGGUGUGCGGAGGCCCCCGGCACCCAGCCCUAGUAACUAUCUAGAAGCAGGUCUGCUCUUUCUUGUUGUGGAAUAGAGCCUUCUGGAGCUCCCUCGAUAUUUGUUACGGGGAGAGGUGUCCUCAGACCCCAGUUCCUGAGGAUUGUGACAAUAACCUUUACUGCCGACUCCCUCCUGCUGCUGAGGAAAGUCUUCUCUCAAGCAGAGCGGACAGCCCUUCCCCAGACCAGGCAAGGUGUACCUAGAGAAACAAGAUUUCUAGGCAGGCAGAUUGGGGAAAUUGAUUUCUGAAAUAAUCUGACCAUCAGUGAAAAGGCUGUUUCCCGGGGAACACCCCUUUAGUAGUUAGCUGCCAAAAGGGAGAGAGGAUCUCCAUCCCAGGAUAAAACCAGCGUUUUUAGGGGACUGACAAUCCAAACCAGAUUGUUUUAAUACUCAAGAUCCUGAUUUCAUCCACAAUCCUUCUGCCCUCGAAAUAUUUUUUGAAGAAUCCAUUGGAAUAGCUGACAGCAACCGUUUGAGUAUGGGUCUCAGAGAAGGAGUGUGAAGGGCAGCACCCCAACCACCAGCACUGAAGAUAAUCCACCUCCCUCCAGAAAAUCUUCCAGACAGAAUAUUCCUGCUUCCAGCACCAUGGCCUCUGACCUGGAAAGCAGCCUCACUUCCAUAGACUGGCUCCCACAGCUUACUUUAAGGGCUACUAUUGAAAAAUUAGGGGGUUCCUCACAAGCAGGACCUCCAGGCUCUGCCCGAAAGUGUCCCCCAGGCUCACCAACAGAUCCCAAUGCCACACUGAGUAAGGAUGAGGCAGCAGUGCACCAAGAUGGGAAGCCACGUUACAGCUAUGCCACUUUGAUCACAUAUGCCAUCAACUCAUCACCUGCCAAGAAGAUGACACUUAGUGAGAUCUACCGUUGGAUCUGCGACAACUUUCCCUACUACAAAAAUGCUGGUAUCGGUUGGAAGAAUUCUAUUCGUCAUAACCUCUCUCUGAAUAAAUGUUUUCGAAAGGUGCCUCGACCAAGAGAUGAUCCUGGAAAGGGCUCUUAUUGGACAAUAGAUACAUGUCCAGAUAUAUCUCGCAAGAGGCGGCAUCCUCCAGAUGAUGACAUACCACAAGACUCCCCAGAGCAAGAGGCAAGUAAAAGCCCCCGAGGGGCUGUUCCAGUCAGCACAGAAGCCUCUUUGCCACCUGAGGCCACCCCUCAGAUGUCGAUCCAGAGCACUACCCCCAUUGCUAACUACAGUCAGCAGGGUGCAGGGCCUGUGGAUGUUGCCUCUACUGUAGCAGGGGGGCAGGGCCGUGAAGGGGCCGAUGUGCCACCUCCGCUGUACAGUGCCAACCAUGACUUCAAGUUCUCCUACUCCGAGAUCAACUUCCAGGAUCUUAGCUGGUCCUUCCGAAAUCUCUACAAAUCCAUGCUGGAGAAAUCAUCUUCCUCUCAGCACGGUUUCUCUUCACUCCUUGGUGACAUGCAGCCCUCCAACCACAAUUACUACAUGUACCAGCAGCAGCAGCAGCAAGGCCCCUCCUCAGUAGGUGCUGCUCCCCCACUCCACACUCCAACCCCAGAGGGUUGCCCAUCCCAAGGAGGAAAGCAGCAGGGUGGUGAAGGUUAUGGCCCUCCACCAGUGAUGUCCAUGCACCCGCCCCCGAUGCAGCAUGGAGGUUACCACCAGCAUCAACAACAUCACCCACACUCCCACCCACAGCAGCAGCCACACCAGCAGCAGCAGCAGUCACAGGCUUCAAUCAACAAUGCUGGCUUUGCAUUUCCCCCUGAUUGGUGCUCCAACAUUGAUUCCCUGAAGGAAAGCUUCAAGAUGGUAAACCGGCUGAACUGGUCUAGUAUUGAGCACUCUCAAUUCUCAGAGCUCAUGGAGAGUUUGCGCCAGGCUGAGCGGAAGAACUGGACGCUGGAUCAACACCAUAUUGCCAACCUCUGUGACUCCCUUAAUCACUUCCUUACCCAGACUGGUCAGCUGCCUCAUCUGGUUGGCCCACAGCAGCCCCCUCGAAUCUCUGAUUCUUGUGCCCUGAACAGUGGCAAACAGGAGCAAUCCAUGAACCAAGUGAACUCCUAUGGUCAGCCCCAGCCUCCCCAUCUCUUCUCCGGGCCAUCUCCUAUGUACCAGAUUUCUACCCAGGACUCUCCUGGAUAUAAUCGCCCAGCUCAUCAUCUGGUCCCUCGGCCUCCAGGACCUCCUCCAGGCGCCAAUGAGGAAAUCCCCGAUGAUUUUGACUGGGACUUAAUCACCUAGCUAGUUACAGACUUGAUAGUCCGUCCUUUAUGAAGGACGUGAGAGGGGAGGGGGACAUGGGGUCAAUGGUGUCAGCACCACCCUCCCCAGCCUCCCUGCCUUGCCUGUAUAUAGAUAUAUAUUCUCUAUCUCCGCCAGAGAAGCCACCGCAAGAUGCUGCCGAAGAUAA
This is a messenger RNA of Vidua macroura (Pin-tailed whydah), 5096 nucleotides long. It is a transcript of the gene FOXJ2, whose product is annotated as forkhead box J2. Bases 3299 to 4927 code for a protein of 542 amino acids. The record is from RefSeq and is a predicted model, not a curated record. Gene Ontology annotation, molecular function: DNA-binding transcription factor activity, RNA polymerase II-specific; RNA polymerase II cis-regulatory region sequence-specific DNA binding. Gene Ontology annotation, cellular component: nucleus. NCBI's taxonomy places the organism in Eukaryota, Metazoa, Chordata, Aves, Passeriformes, Viduidae. The transcript is spliced from 12 exons. Gene Ontology annotation, biological process: regulation of transcription by RNA polymerase II.